This is a messenger RNA of Malus domestica (apple), 1386 nucleotides long. RefSeq lists its product as uncharacterized. Lineage: Eukaryota; Viridiplantae; Streptophyta; Magnoliopsida; Rosales; Rosaceae. Gene Ontology annotation, biological process: carbohydrate metabolic process. Gene Ontology annotation, cellular component: endomembrane system. The record is from RefSeq and is a predicted model, not a curated record. Gene Ontology annotation, molecular function: oligosaccharide binding; chitin binding.
AUUCCCCGCCUUUCGACAUAAAAAUGGCCAAGAAAAGAGAGCGCCGAGUCGCCCCGAGUGCGAAACGCGGCUACGAUCGAGUCGAACCGCCGGACCAGUUCUGCGGCGCAAUCCGGCAGCACACAAUCACCGCAUUUCUCUUCUUCUGCGUCGCUGUAUCGACCGGCGUGCUCGCGUACCGCAUCAAAUAUGCUCCGACGGCGAACCUGGCGGAUUCCUACCCCGUCCACGAGCGAGGAAUCGUGAAGCGUGAUGUGAAUUACCAAGAGAUCCUCACUGAAAAUGGAAAGGUUUCCGAAAAUACGAGUAGGAGGCACUUUGAAUAUCCUGCAUUGGCCUACAUUACUCCAUGGAAUUCCAAGGGCUAUGAUAUGGCAAAAAGGUUCAACUCCAAGUUUACUCAUUUAUCUCCAAUUUGGUACGACUUAAAGAGCCAAGGCAAUAGCUUAAUUCUGGAAGGUAGGCAUAAUGCUGAUACAGGAUGGAUCUCAGAGAUUAGGAUUGCAGGCGAUGCUAGGGUAUUGCCUAGAGUCGUUCUGGAAGCAUUUCCAGCAGAGCUCCUUACAAAGAAGAAGCAGAGGAGUAAAGCUAUUAAUCUUCUAGUGAACGAGUGCAAGGAGAUGGGAUAUGAUGGUAUUGUACUGGAAUCUUGGUCAAGGUGGGCAGCGUUCAGAAUUUUGCAUGAUCCAAGCAUGCGGAAUAUGGCAUUGCAGUUUAUUAAAGAGCUUGGAGAUGCACUACAUGGUGUGAGCUUAGAGAAGAAUGAUAAGCAACGGUUGCAAUUAGUCUAUGUUAUAGGUCCACCACAAUCAGAGAAGCUCCAACCGCAUGAUUUUGGACCAAAAGAUCUUCGGAGCUUGGAUGAUGCUGUGGAUGGGUUCUCACUUAUGACGUAUGAUUUCUCUGGGCCCCAUAAUCCAGGUCCCAAUGCACCUUUGAAGUGGAUUCAUUCCACCCUCUGGCUGCUCCUUGGUACGGAUGAAGAUUGUGCUCGAGCUCGCAGAAUAUUUCUUGGCAUCAAUUUCUACGGCAAUGAUUUCCUCCUCAAAGGAGGUCCGGGUGGUGGUGCUAUCACUGGAAGGGAUUACCUGUCCUUGUUGGAGAAGCACAAGCCCCAGUUGCAAUGGGAAAAGAACAGUGCAGAACAUUUGUUCUAUUACUCCGAUGAUGAAAAUAACUACCACGCCGUGUUCUAUCCGUCACCAAUGUCAAUUUCCGUGAGGCUAGAGGUAGGUCGCUACUGGGGAUGCGGCAUCUCGAUAUGGGAAAUUGGGCAAGGUCUGGAUUUCUUUUUCGAUCUUCUGUAAACCAGUCCUCAUUUGAUCUUCUAACAAAGUUUUUGUUAGGGGUGACAAUAAUUUGAAGAAAUAUAACACAUUUCAAGAA